ACUCACCGGGGCCAGGAAAAGCAGCCGACUCCGCACAGGGCGAAACUCGGAUCGGUGUGUCAACCCAAGACGCUAUCAAUCGACCCCCACACAGUCACCUGGACAUGCGUGUUGCGAAGCGCCGUAGAGUGGCACGCUGACUUGCACGAAUCUGCGCCGACCGUCUUGGGAUGAUUAUUCAGUAGUGUUGGCUUGUCGUGUUCAUUUCUAGCAGCACCGGAGGUAGCGAGCGAGCUCUUCCCAGCCUGCUGGAGUCCUCUGUUAGUAACAGCAUCAUGUUUCAUCGGGUUUGCCCUUUGCUGUUAUCAUUCCGAAUCCCAUCAGAACCAGGCCCAUUGAAGCAGCUGGCCCAGGUUCUGCCCCGUUCAAUUGUGUUUCGCUGCCUCUCCGCCCGGAACGAGUGGAAUUCCAGAGCUGGUCCGGCCCGGGAGAGACCAGGAGCGGACCGGAGGAAUGGAUCACUCCAGCCAGAACUGGAGGAAGCAGAAGAGGGACUGGAGGAAGUGAUCAGCGCUCACAAGAGAAGGCAAAGAGCGAUGCGGCUCCAGAGAAUCAGGAAAGAAUUCCAGCCCCCGGGUCCACCAGAAAGGAGGCUGACCUGGGAAGCCAUGGAGCAGAUCAGGUACCUGAGACAGGAGUCCCCCGAGGAGUGGACAGUACCUCGGCUGGCUGAAGGGUUUGACGUGAGUCCUGACAUCAUCAGAAGGGUCCUUCAGAGUAAUUUCACACCCCCCUUAGAGAGAAAGAGGAAGCAGGAUGCCAGGGUCCUGUCCAAAAUAGGGCUGAAGCCUGUGCCAAGCGGAGUGCAGGGAGACUCAAAGCUACCGGAGCUGUCCAGCGGGCAAAAUGCCAUGCUGCCGGCGCCAAGAGGCAUGAAAAACACAAGCAGCCAGGCGAGCGGUGUUAGCCUCACCGUUCGACAGGAUUCUGCAGUGAGAGGAGGGGGCCUGUUGCCCUUGGCUGCUAACUUCACCAUGCCCAGCAGUGCUGCCCUUCAGAAGGCUGAAGAUUCCGGGGACUCCCCAGCCCUGCAUUCCAGGGAAAUCCCCAAGCCCGAGCAUUCCGAGGAGAGGCAGGGCUGUUCCACUGAGGGGGAGGAGGAGGAGGAGGGGUGGAGUGGAGAGGUCCUGACUGACCAGGAGCUGGAAAGACUGGCUGAAAGCACACCACAAAGCGCCGUGGAAGUGGUUCGGAAGGGGAAUGAGUUUUAUGACAGCGAAGGGAACUUUCUGUAUAGGAUCUGAAUUAUCACCAGUUCACCAAAAAAAAAAAAAAAAAAAAAAAAAAAAAAAAAAAUAUGAAAUUGUAACAGGACAGAUUUAUAUUGGAGGCACGUUAAAUUUGACCUGUAACUUGAGAAGGUCUGUGAUGAACGUUGUAACAGACGUGCCUCAGCUGAAGUUCUUGAUGCUUGGACACUGCUAGUCAGUUGUGUCCACUGUCCCUAUUCUUGCUGGACAUUACCUUGCUGUUUGACAUUCACUGGAUGUCAUUCAAUGCAAGCGGCACCUGCAAUAUAUUAUUUAUACAGACUGGAAGGCGUAGUGGCAACCCCUUAAGGCCAAUUAAAUACUCAGGCAUGGGAAGAAGACUCCUAUUGCAUAGCAGUUUCACCCAGCUCCACGAUUUUAAUACAAGCUUGAUUAGCCACAGUGCAACAAGCUCCGGUCUUCAGCUGAACCCAGGCGUGGAUCAAACUGCUAUGCAAUGGGAGUCUUUGAUUGUCAUCCCUGCAUACUCCACCCUGCCGCAGCUCUGAAGGAAGAGUUCUUUUUACCUGUAUCUCCAGACAGCUGCUUCCCAAGGGAUCGGAUCCAGUAUCGUGUGGAGAUCGAAGCCCCGUCAGAUUAUCUGCAGCCCACGCUGCUCUCAGGCGUAUCGCUCUUUUCAAAGUUAUGUUCUGGCUGUCUAAUAAACUGAAAGCCAAUUUUCCGUG
Messenger RNA from Acipenser ruthenus (sterlet), 1936 nucleotides. RefSeq names its product neugrin-like. Bases 276 to 1244 code for a protein of 322 amino acids. The transcript has 4 exons. The record is from RefSeq and is a predicted model, not a curated record. Lineage: Eukaryota; Metazoa; Chordata; Actinopteri; Acipenseriformes; Acipenseridae. Gene Ontology annotation, cellular component: nucleus.